Molecule: messenger RNA, 5423 nt
Organism: Macroventuria anomochaeta
Lineage: Eukaryota; Fungi; Ascomycota; Dothideomycetes; Pleosporales; Didymellaceae
Product: rRNA biogenesis protein-like protein RRP5
Exons: 2
Coding region: 1-5382 (1793 amino acids)
Biological process (GO): rRNA processing
Cellular component (GO): small-subunit processome; nucleolus
Molecular function (GO): RNA binding; protein binding
Source: RefSeq, a predicted model, not a curated record
AUGGGAGCCACAAAACGAAAGGCAGACGCCCCGAGCGCCCCUACAAAAAGAGAGAAGGGUGCAUCCGGCGAUCGAUCAGCGAAGCGUCCGCGCAAAUCAGACGGCGCCGCAGAGUCGCCCGCAAAGUCGAAGCCUGCAAAGACUGAGAGCGCACCACCGAAGGCGAGCGUCUUCAAGGAUGAGGAGAAGUCGUUUCCUCGUGGUGGCGCUAGCGUCUUGACACCGCUCGAGCACAAGCAAAUUCAGAUCAAGGCCAACCAGGACGUGCUUUUCGAGCAGACUGGCGCAAAACGCAGCGGCGGCGGCGACGAUGAAUUCGGCGACAUGGGCUCAGAGGACGAGGGCAAGGCCGCCAAGACAGCAAAGAAGUGGCCUGCGAAGAAGGGCAAGAAGCCGAAGGGCGACGAAGAGAACGAGGAUGUCGUGCGCGCCGAGGGCCUCAACUACAAGAAGCUGUCGGCCGGCACAAUGAUCCUCGGACAGGUUACCGACAUCACCAACCAAGACAUUGUGCUCGCCCUGCCCAACAACCUCGUCGGCUACGUGCCCCUCACCGCCGUCUCCGACAAGCUCAACGAGAGACUCGAGAAGCUGCUGGAGGAGGAAGAGGAGGAGAAGGGCGAAGACGAGGGAGAUUUCGAGGACGUGGAGCUGAGGAACAUGUUCUUCGUUGGGCAGUACCUGAGAGCCUGCGUCACAUCAACCACCGACGACACAGCGCGAGCACGGAAGCGAUUAGAGCUGUCGAUUGAUCCCAAGCUCGUCAACAAGGGCGUACCCAAGCGCAAGAUCCCCGUCAAUCUGAUGCUGCAGGCGUCAGUCCUGAGCAACGAAGACCACGGUCUCGUCAUGGAUCUCGGACUUGAGGACACAAAGAUCAAGGGUUUCUUGCCCAAGGGCGAGCUGGGCGCAAAGGUGCAGCACUCCAAGGUGCAAGAGGGCGCUGUCUUCAUGUGCCUGGUCACCGGCCUCAACUCAGAUGGAAAGAUCGUCAAGCUCUCGGCCGACCAGACCAAGUCUGGAAACUUGACCAAGGGCAACACACUCACCGACGCGCCUACCAUCGACGUCUUCCUGCCCGGUACCGCAGUCGAUGUCCUCGUCGCCGACAACACACCGAGCACGCUUACUGGCAAGAUCCUCGGAUUGAUCGAUGCCACCGCCGACGCCUACCACUCGGGAGCCACAGAGAAGGGCGCAGACGUGUCGCAAAAGUACAAGAUUGGCACAAAAGUCAAGGCGAGAAUCCUGUUUACUUGCCCCGAUGCUGAGCCCAGGAAGGUUGGCAUCUCAUUGCUUGACCACGUUGUUUCGCUGUCCUCACGCAUGUCUGGAAAGCCCAAGGAGCGCAAGACACCACUCGAGUACCUGCCUGUCUCCACCAUCGUCGAGGAAGCCAAGGUCGUCAAGGUGCAGCCCGGGCUGGGUGCGUUCUUCGGGCUAGGCGUCCGCGAUGUUAUCGGUUUUGCGCACGUGUCUCGCCUUUCAGAUGAUCGCGUCGAUGUGCUCUCCGAGGAUGCAGGCGCUUUCAAGCUCGACACGAAGCACCGUGCGCGCAUCAUCGGUUACAAUGCCAUGGACGCGCUUUUCCAGUUGUCGCUGGAGAAGAAGGUGCUAGACCAGGCUUUCCUCCGUAUCGAGGACAUCAAGGCUGGCCAGGUUGUCAAGGGCAAGGUUCACAAGCUCAUCGCUGACAAGAAGGGCGCCGCAGCCGUCCUUGUCAAUCUCUCCGAGGGCAUCACCGGACUUGUGUCGGAGCUUCAUCUCGCAGACGUCAAGCUACAGCACCCAGAGCGCAAGUUUAGGGAGGGGGUGCCGGUCACCGCCCGUGUCUUGUACACCGACCCUGCAAGACACCAGAUUCAGCUCACCCUCAAGAAGUCGCUUGUCAACUCUGAUGUUGAGCCCUGGACAGACUACUCAAAGGUCAAGGAGGGCGCCAAAGGACCUGGUAUCCUUGUCGAUGUUCGCCGCCAUGGUGCCACAGUACGCUUCUACGGCGAUGUCAAGGCCUGGCUUCCUGUCGCCGAGAUGAGCGAAGCAUACAUUGAAGAUGCCGGCCGACACUUCACCAAGGGCCAGGUUGUCAACGUACGCGUACUCUCGGUCGAUCCUGAAGAGCGCCAGUUGCUCGUCUCUUGCAAGGAUCCCGCCGCCGUCGAUACUAACAAGGAAGCCGCUUUCAACGCACUGAACCCCGGAGACAUCACAAAGGGUACAGUGGUUGACAAGACAGAUGAGUUAGCGACUCUUGACAUUGGCAAUGGUGUGAAAGGCCUGCUCCGAAUUGGCCAUCUGACAGAUGGCUCCGAGAAGAAGGACAUUUCCACUAUGAAGAAGAUCCGCGUUGGUGGUGUAUUGGAGGACCUUGUCAUCCUGAACAAGCAGUACAAGUCCAAGAACGUCACAGUCUCGAACAAGCCCAGUCUUCGCAAGGCUGCGCAGUCCGGUAAGCUUGUCACUAGCUUCGCGGAUAUCAAGGCUAGCGCAACUGUCUAUGGUUUUGUGCGAGGCAUCCUUCCAGAUAAGGUGUUCGUCGAGCUUGGCAACAACAUCAGCGGUGCCGUCUUUAAGUCGCAACUCACGGAUGAGAUGCUCCGAUCGCCAAAUUUCGGUCUGCGCAAGGACCAGUCCAUUACUGCCAAGGUCACGCACGUCGACGAGGCCAAGGAGCUCUUCUGGCUGUCGAUGAAGACCAAUGCCGACGUCGACAUGGACAGUGCCUCGAAGGUCACCGAGCCGGCUGGCGAAGCUUUAAUUGACCCCGUCGACCCCAAGGUCACAUCUACUGCCGACAUCAAGUUCGGUGUCUCUGCAAAUGUCCGCAUCAGGUCUAUCAAGAACACACAAUUGAACGUCGCUCUUGGCGAGAACGUGCAAGGACGAAUCUCUGUUGCCGAGGUCUUUGAGUCAUGGGACGACAUCAAGGACAAGAAGAACCCAUUGGCGCAGUUCAAGAUGAAUGAAACAAUCAAGGCGAAGAUCCUCGGCCGACACGAUGCUCGCAACCACCGCUUCCUUCCCAUCACACAUCGAUCUAGCAACAAGACACCAACAUACGAGUUGACCGCCAAGAAAGACAAGCUCACCACAGAGGCUGAUGUCCUUAGCCUCGAUAAGAUCACAACUGACGCUACGUUUGUAGCUUUCGUCAACAAUAUUGCGGACCGCUUUGUCUGGGUUAACAUCUCAGCCAAUGUUCGCGGACGCAUCGACUUCUUGGAUCUUACCGACGACCUCGAGAAGCUGUCUGCCAUUGAGACUAAUUUUCCAGUUGGCUCUGCCCUUAAGGUCCGCGUCAAGUCGGUCGAUGUCGCUGCUGGGCGUUUGGAUCUGACAGCGGCGUCUUCGGUCAUCGGCAAAAGGCUCACUCUCAAUGAUCUAAAGGUAGGCUACGUUCUGCCGGCACGUGUCACAAAGACACACGACACCUCCAUCGUCGUCCAGAUCAAUGAGAGCAUUGCUGCGCCCAUCUAUCUCGAGCAGCUUGCCGACGACUAUGACAAGGCUAAGCCUUCAGAGUUCAAGACGGGCGAUGUGCUCCGCGUGUGCGUUGUCGACGUUGAUGUUCCCAACAAGAAACUUGGUCUGUCAGCCAGGCCAUCGAAGGUUCUCAGCUCUUCCUUGCCUGUAAAGGAUCCCGAGAUCAAGGAUAGGUCUGAUCUUAGGGUCAACCAAGUUGUGCGUGGUUUCAUCAAGCAGGUCGCCGACAACGGUAUCUAUGUACGUCUCGGCCCCAAGGUCGAAGCUUACGUCCGUGUCAGUGAGCUCUCAGAUGCGUACAUCAAGGACUGGAAGGCCGCAUUCCAUGUCGAUCAGCUCGUUACCGGAAAAGUCAUUUCGAACAAGGACAACAUGCGCAACCCCCAAAUGAGCUUGAAGACUUCAGUCAUCCAGGGCGAAUACACAGAACCAAUUGGCUUCCACGAUCUCGAGGUCGGCCAAAUUGUGACUGCCAAGGUCCGCCACGUCGAGGACUACGGUGUCUUCCUGCUCGUCGACAAGUCGAACAAUGUCAGCGGUCUGUGCCACAUUUCUCAGCUGGCCGACACACAGGUCGACAAGGAGAAGGUCAAGGAGAUGUACAAGAAGGACGACGUCGUCAAGGCCAAGGUCCUGAACGUCGACCCUAAGAAGAGGAAGAUCGGCUUCACCUUGAAGUACUCUGAGAUCAAGGGUGAGAACGAUGAUGACGAGGAGAUGGGGGACGCGCCUGACGUUGAGGCUGAUGACGAAUCCGAGAUGGAAGACGGCGGCAUCGAGCUUGACAACGAUGUCGAUAUGAGGAGUGUCAAGAGCGCAGACAGUGACGACGAGGAUGAUGCUGCCCAGGACGAAUCUGAUGAUGAGUCAGACGCAGAGCCAGCCAAGGCUUCAGGCCCCGGCUUGAGCACUUCUGGCUUCGACUGGACCGGUGGCAACCUCGACUUCGACGAGAAGAAAGCCGCAGUCGACUCAGAGUCCGACGACGAGCCCAGCAAAAAGAAGAAGAAGAGCAAGAAGGCCACUAUCAAGGAAGAUCGCACCGGCGAUCUCGAUGCCUACGGUCCUCAGUCUGUCGCAGACUACGAGCGCCUCCUCCUCGGCCAGCCCAACAGCGCCGAGCUCUGGGUGCGCUACAUGGUCUUCCAGCGCGAACUCAACGAGAUUGAAAAAGCGCGCCAGAUCGCCCGCCGAGCGCUCGCCACCAUCAACGCUCGCGAAGACAAGGAGAAGCUAGACGUCUGGACUGCGUUGCUGCACUUGGAGAACGAUGCCGCCAGCGAUGAAGUUGUGGAGAGCACAUUCAAAGAAGCAUGCCAACAGCAAGAUAGCCGCGAGAUGCACGAGCGCAUGAUCAAGAUCUACAUCUCGUCUGGCAAGCUUGACAAAGCAGACACCCUCUACCAGUCAAUGACAAAAACCAAAUCCUUCACCCCCGACCCCGCCUUCUGGCUCGGCUAUGCAACCUUCCUCAUGGAUGUCCUCUCUCCCCCCUCACCAACCCGGGCGCGCGCGCUGCUGCAACGCGCAACCCAAUCCGUACCCAGCGCUCAGCACCGCUACUUGACUCAAAAAUUCGCCGCAUUGGAAUUCAAGUCGCCCAACGGUGACGCCGAGCGCGGCCGCACCAUCUUCGAAGGGUUGGUCAGCACGUACCCGAAGAAAGGCGAUAUGUGGGACGUGUACAUUGAUCUUGAGAGAAGUCAUGGGACUGACGACGCUAUCCGCGCUCUUUACGAGCGCGCGGCGAAGGCGGGCGGGAAGAGUAAGAGGAUUGGCAGUGUGUAUAAGAAGUGGGCGGAGUGGGAGAGCAAUAACGGUAAUGCUAAGGGUGUUGAGCGCGUCAAGGCGUUGGAGGAGCAGUGGCGCGAGGAGAAGGCUGGGAAUGAUGAUGAAUAGAGGCGUUGUAAGAUCGCAUUGGGCGGCGUUGCAUAGGCAGG